AUGCUCCAGGCUGAGGAGAAGACCUCCGUUUGGUACCGAACCUACGUCUUAUUCAUUUUGCUAUUGGUCUGCAUCAGCAAUCUGGCGACUCGCUACCAGCCGAGCUUCCUGAUUACAAUUCCAGUUCUGGAAUGCGAAGAAGUUUGCAAAGGCAUCGAAAUCACUAAUCCAGUCUGCCUCUGGAAAACGCCGGACACUCCGGCCACCGAAUUGACGAGGGAAGAGCAAUGCCGCCAAUGCAGAUCGCAGCCGGCCAUGCCGCCCUUGAUAUGGCAAGGUGCAAUGCCGCGGCAGCCGCCAACACCAGAACUACCUCCGGUUGACAAGGAGGCCAUGGUUCUGCAGAUUGAACAGAAGAAACUCUCAGUCCGAAAGGCUCUGCCCGCCACUGCGCUGCAGACGGAUGGGGAUCACAGACCGUGGAGGCGAAGAUCGGCGCAAGCACAGGAGGAAUCGCAAGCGGAUGAUGCGCCCGAUAUGCGUCACAUCGACACCAUCAGUGGCUUCUACAACAUGGCAGACGGCGCCUGUCUGUGGUAUUGGCAGUACGGUCUGCUAAUUGGCUACGGCUUUGCCUUGGUCUAUGCCGCCGGAAGCCUCCCAGCAGGUCUGCUGUGCGACCGCUAUCGACGCAGCGGGAUCCUGGCACUGUCCCUCUUUGUCUGGUCCAUUUGCACAUCCAUGCAGGCCCUCGCCAAGAAGAUUUGGCUGCUGCUCGUGUGGCGUGCCCUGAUAGGCCUCUCGCAGGGCUUCGGGUAUGCCGCGUCGAACUCGCUGCUCCUCGACUAUUUUGCGAGCAACGAGAAGCAGCGGGACGUGGCCUGGGCCUUGCUAACGAUGGUCGGGCCGCAGCUUGGCGUGGGCUGCGCAUCCUUCAGCAUCGUCUUUGCAGAGGGCCUGGGCUGGAGAUGGAUAGUGCUGCUUACCGGCGGCUUGGGCAUUCUUCUGUCAGGCGUGGUGCUGGCCACCGUCAAGGAGCCCCCGCGGACAGAGUGGUCGGCUCCGUGCACCAUGGCAGUGGUGACAGAAGAGUUGUGGGCCGCGUUCGAGAAGUCGCGGGUGCCACAGCUGUUGAUCUUGGCUGUGUCCGCCAAAAUGUUGGCCUCCUUCAGCCUCACCUCCUUCUUGCCCAUCUGGUUCGCACGGGGCAACCUUCACGGCUACACGAACGAUGCCUAUGCCUUCUGGAACGCCCUGGCAGUCUCACUGGCGGGACUCCUCUCGGUCUCCCUGGGAAGCGUUCUAGGACAGACCUGGAGUCGAGUUGAUGUUUGUGCGCCGUGCUAUGUGGGGAUGCUGGGCGCUCUGCUUUCACUGCCACUGCUGGCGCUCAUGCUCCUCACCCAGUGGUUCCGGACAUCGCUGUUGUGCUACUUUGCCAUGCUGGUGCUGGGCGAAGCAUGGUUUGGCCCAACCAUGGGCCUCUUGCAGAAGGCCGUGCGGAAGUCCGUUGCAGGCCAAGCCACAUCUAUGAUGCUGGGCAUCGCCACCUUGGCUGGCAACCUCGGGCCGGCGAUCAUCGGCAUCCUGGAUCCAGGCGGUGUCAACAUCGGCAUCCACUUGCUGUGGAUCUGCUCCGCUGCGCAAGUGCUAGCUUUCCUGAGCUUCUACUGGAUCUACCGAGAGAUUACCGUGGAUCCGGUGUCCGUUACUUUAGGCUUGUCGCAGGACAAGCCAUAG
Molecule: messenger RNA, 1680 nt
Organism: Symbiodinium sp. CCMP2592
Lineage: Eukaryota; Dinophyceae; Suessiales; Symbiodiniaceae
Source: the annotation of a GenBank genome assembly